Molecule: messenger RNA, 6834 nt
Organism: Chrysemys picta bellii (western painted turtle)
Lineage: Eukaryota; Metazoa; Chordata; Testudines; Emydidae
Source: RefSeq, a predicted model, not a curated record
GGGCAUGCGGUGUGCCCAAAGUUGGGGAGGGGGCUUGUGGAUGCACAAGUGGAGAAGGGCGCGCAAGCCAGGGGCACCUUUGAGCGCAGAAAAGCCCAGCACAGGGCUCUGUAUGCCAGGGCCGCUUCUCCCAGCCAGGCAGGGAGCCAAGGACGUCCUGCCUGCCCAAAGAGGGGGGCCCAGACCCCUACUCCAGGGGGAGCUGGUGGGGCAGGAGCCAGAGGCCUUGGAAGGCAGCAGGGGAAAAUUAAGGGAGGGAUUUUUGGCUUGUGCUGUCCAGCCGUCGUCCCCUUGCCAGGGCGGCUUAGAGCGGCACCCGAAGAAGCAAAUUUGCCCUGAAGUCGGGGUUUCCUGGCUAAGCAAACGGGGAGAUGACCAGGAUGAAAAGGAAGAGCCGUAGGGAAGCGACCGGCUGGAAGGAAACAGGGACCGGCCCCCUGCUCCCAUGGGGGCUGCGGCGUGGGGCCUGCGCAGGUUUCCAUAGAGACGGGUUGCUUUUUCUCCUGUCAGUUCCCCUAUCUUCCCGGCUUCCCGAGCGAGUGUUUCCAGGCAGGGGCUGCGGCAGGCCCCCCGCUGCGGCUGAGGAGGGGGCGGCUCUGCCGUGGGCCCAGGCACUGGGGAGGGCCGUAGACAAGCUUUUCGGGAAGCGGCUGCUCCAGGCCGGGCGUUACAUCAUGUCCCACAAAUCCUGGAUGAAGACGGUGCCCACCGAGAACUGCGACGUGCUGAUGACCUUCGCUGACACGACGGACGACCACACGCUACUCUGGCUCCUGAACCACAUCCGGCUGGGCAUCCCCGAGCUCAUCAUCCAGAUCCGGCACCACCGGCACACCAAGGUGUAUGCCUUCUUCGUCACUGCCACCUAUGAGAGCUUGCUGCGUGGGGCGGACGAGAUCGGGCUGCGGAAGCCGGUGAAGGCCGAGUUCGGGGGGGGCACACGCAGCUUCUCCUGCGAGGAGGAUUAUAUCUACGAGAACAUCGAGAACGAACUCUUCUUCUUUACCUCCCAGGAACGGCAGAACAUCAUCAGGUACUGGCUGGAGAACCUGCGAGCCAAGCACGGGGAAUCGUUGCACAACAUCCAGUUCCUGGAGGGGCAGCCUGUCAUCCCCGAGUUGGUGGCCCGCGGCGUCAUCCAGCAGGUGUUCCCCGUCCACGAGCAGAGAAUCCUCAACCGGCUCAUGAAGUCCUGGGUGCAGGCGAUCUGCGAGGCCCAGCCCUUGGACGAGAUCUGCGAUUACUUUGGGGUGAAGAUCGCCAUGUACUUCGCCUGGCUCGGCUUCUACACCUCGGCCAUGGUGUACCCCGCCGUCUUUGGCUCCAUCCUCUACACCUUCACCGAGAAUGACCAGACCAGCCGCGAUAUCUGCUGCGUGGUCUUUGCCAUCUUCAACGUCAUCUGGGCCACGCUCUUCCUGGAGGAGUGGAAGCGGCGGGGGGCUGAGUUCGCCUACAAGUGGGGGACCCUGGACACGCCUGCCGAGUCCAUAGAGGAGCCCCGGCCACAGUUCAGGGGCAUCAAGAGGAUCAGCCCGGUGACCAACGUGGAGGAAUUCUACUACCCGCCAUGGAAACGUCUGCUCUUCCAGUGCCUGGUCAGCCUACCCGUCUGCCUCAUCUGCCUCUCCUUCGUCUUCCUCGUCAUGCUGGGAUGCUUCGAGCUGCAGGAGUUCGUGCUGAGCAUCAAGGAGCUGCCCCGGCUCAUCCGCUUCCUGCCCAAGAUCGCCUUGGCCCUCAUCGUCACAGCCUGCGACGACGUCUACAGGAAGAUCGCGUACUGGCUGAACGACAUGGAAAACUACCGGCUGCAGAGUGCCUACGAGAAACACCUCAUCAUUAAAAUCGUCCUGUUUCAGUUUGUAAAUUCAUACCUAAGUCUUUUCUACAUCGGUUUCUACCUCAAAGACAUGGAGCGGCUGAAGGAGAUGCUGGCCACGCUGCUCAUCACCCGCCAGUUCCUGCAGAACAUCAAGGAGGUCUCCCAGCCCCACCUCUACCGCAAGAUUCAGCGGGGCGACCUGAGCCUGCAGAACAUCCGCGACGUCUCCCACACCAUCUUCCGCCUGCUCGCCCAGAGAUACACGGCGCCAGAGCAGCCGGCCAGGCCGGGCCCCGAGCCUGAGGGGGCAGGCGAGGGGCCCCCGGGGGAGAAGUGCCUCAAUGGGGGUUGUGGCGUCCCCGAGGAGGAGGAGGAGGAGAAGCGGGAGUCGGACUCGGAGGACGAGAGCGUCCUGGACUGCGGGCUCAAGCUGAAGAAGGUGAGCUUCAUCGAGCGGGCCGAGCGCCGGGGCCGGGAGCUGGGUGCCAUGGAGGACGCCAGCUUCCUGGAGGAGGGCAGCCCCACUAUGGUGGAGAAGGGCAUGGACCCCGCUUCCGUCUUCGAGCUAGCCGAGGACGAGGAGGAGAGUGAGGGGCCCUCCGGCAGCCCCCUCCCAGAAGCCAAGGCGCUGGCGGUGACCCUGCGGGCUCGGCGGGGCCGGGCGGCCGAAAGCCAGGAGGAAGAGGAGGAGGAGGAGGGCAGGAAGCGGAACCGGGCUUCCUGGAUUGACCCACCGGAGGAGAACUACUCCCCCCACCUCACCCAGGCCGAGGUGGAGAGCUGCAUGAAGAAGUACGAGGACACGUUCCAGGAUUACCAGGAGAUGUUCAUCCAGUUUGGCUACGUGGUUCUCUUCUCCUCCGCCUUCCCCCUGGCCGCCCUGUGCGCCCUCAUCAACAACAUCAUCGAGAUCCGCAGCGAUGCCUUCAAGCUGUGCACCGGCCUGCAGCGCCCCUUCGGCCAGCGGGUGGAGAGCAUCGGGCAGUGGCAGAAAGUGAUGGAGGCCAUGGGCGUCCUGGCCAUCGUGGUGAACUGCUACCUGAUCGGUCAGUGCGGGCAGCUGCAGCGACUCUUCCCCUGGCUCAGCCCGGAGGGAGCCAUCAUCUCCGUGGUGGUGCUGGAGCACUUUGCGCUGCUCCUGAAGUACCUCAUCCAGGUGGCCAUCCCUGACAUCCCGGCCUGGGUGGCGGAGGAGAUGGCGAAGCUGGAGUAUCAGCGCAGGGAGGCCUUCAAGAAACACGAGCGACAGGCACAGCACCACUACCAGCAGCAGCAGCGGCGCAAGCGGGAGGAGGAGGAGCGGCAGCGGCAAGCCGAGUACCACGCCCGCAAGGAGCGCGAGACCAGCCGGGACGAGGGGAAGCCCGAGGCUGCCGGGCAGGACGCCGGCCACGAGAAGAGCCAGGCCAAAAUGAAAGGGGCCGGCAGCUUGUCCCACAGCUCUGAGAAGCCCAAGAGGCCCAGCUCCCUGCUGGCCACCAACAACGUCAUGAAACUGAAGCAGAUCAUCCCACUGCAGAGCAAGUUCCUGUCGGGGGGCGGCGCCGGGGCAGCCAGCACCGCCACGGCCCAGUCCCCGACCGGCAGCGAAAACAAACUGCCCGGCUUUCUGAGCUUCAAGUUCCUGAAGUCGCCGGAGACUAAGAGGGACGGGGGCACCGAGAAGGUCCAGUCGCCCACCAAACCGUUCAACCCGGGCAAACUGUUCAACUUCGGCAAGUCCGAGGGGGCUGGGGGAGGUGGGGGCAACGGUGCCGCCGUCGUCCCCCCGCCGCAGCGGUCCGGCCCAUCCUCGGAGGGUGGCGAGAAGCAGCCGCCCAGCAAAGCCCACCUCAAUGGGCUGGUGGACGAAGGUGGCGUGGAGGAGGGUGAGCUCAGAGCCGAGGAGGAGAGCACAGGCCAUAAACUCUAACCGGGGAGGAGCCGGGGAUGGCGGGCAAAGGAGCCACGGAUCCCGGGUCUGUUCUUCAAGCAGAAUUAGGAGGUGCCCAGCCUGGCGUGGGGCUCUUAGGACACCUGCACCCCCCUGCGCCAGCAGGAGAGUGGAGGUGGGUGCAGAACGUGAGCGGUGACCUUCCCAUCCCCUGCAGCACGGGAAAGCAGAGCUCGGGGGCUGGGGUGCCUUGGGCCUUGAGACAGGCAGCUUCUGCUCCCAGCUUUGGUGACGAGAUCGGUGGCCUCAACUCAGUGCCAAGAGGCAGUUCAGCAUCCUCAGGAGAGGGGCGGGAGUGGAAUCGGGGUGGGGGGGGCAGGGCGUCACCAGAGCCCAGGACUGGAAAACUAGCGGGGGGCUACGCGUUGGGGGGUGGAACUGCGUUGCAGGGGGGCCCAUGACACACACAUCCGAGUGACUGCACAGAGCAGUGCCUGUUGAAUAUCGAGGGGGAUUGGGGCUGGAGUAGCAGGGGGCUGUGGGUUGGGAGUGAGGGGCAUUGGUAGAGCUCCGUGUGUGCAGGGGGAGGUCAGGGCUAGGAUAGCUGGGGGGCUGAGGGUCGUGCCUGAGGGGCAGCAGCAGGACCACAGGUGGAUUUUCCCCCUUGAGCACGGGGAGGAGGGGGGGUUUUCUCCCCUGUCUCCUAGCUGAGCCGGGACCCGCUGGGGCUCUGGGCACAAAGGGCGGCGGGCGGAGUAUGGGUGCUGUAUGUGCAUGUUCCCCAAGCGCUCCCUGUGGGGAAUCUGCCCUCAUGCAGCACCCCAGAGCCAGGCACAGAAGCUGGCAGUGCAACCGGGGGCAGCCUGAGCUUAAAGCCGGAGGGGUGGGUCAGGCAGAUGGGGCUGGGGAAGCAGCGGCAGCAGCAGCCCACAGCGACCUGCCGCUCAGGUGCUCAGCUGGGCUGUGCUCAGAACUCCUUUCCCCUGCGUCCCAGGGUGAGUCAGGCUCCCAGGACGGACUCUCCAAAGCUCCCUUGGCUCUGGUGAGCCCCUGGCAUCACCUGCGCGGGGAGAAGGGUAUCCCCUUUCCUGCCAGCUCUGUCCCCCUGACUGCAGGCGUUUGGCCUGGUGUUGCUACUGCAAACACACACCAGAAGGGGGCGCUCCCUGCCUGCAUCCUGGUAGGACUCAGCCUUUGUUGCCACAGCUGCCCCAACCCCUGAAUCUGGCCCCUGUGCUCAGGUCCUCCUCAAGCCCUGCUACCCUGGCGCCAACGUCGCCCUGACGGCCCGCUGGUGCGAAGGGUGGGCAAAGUGCCCAGCGCCCCAGGCAACAGCUGGCGAUGGGCUGGAUGAGCUAACGGGCCUUUCACGUCCCUAAAGUCCAGGGUGGCAUGAACGGGGUUGGCACCACACCUGCCUGACUCGAGUGGCAGCCAUCCAUCAGCCGGGGGACGGGGAUCGAGCUCAGGGGCCAUCCUUGUCAAAGUCUCUAGUCCCUUUGGCCCAGCUGGGGAUGGACAGCAAAGGAGUCACGAGCGUCCCAGCUGGGGGAGCACGGCGGGCGGAACAGAGUGGGCGAGCCCAGGAAUGAGGGGGCCUGGGGGCAUAGGCCUACAGGGGCAAUGUGGAGGCAAAGAUCAGGGGGAAGGGGAGGUGGGUCACCACUGAAUCACUCACCCCUGUAGUCUGACCAGGAGGCAGCUGGCAGAAUCCAAUCGGCACUGGGACAUCUUUCUGCUUGAAGAACAGAGCGAGGGGUGGGGCAGCGAAUUUGAGCCACAUAAUUUCCAUGCAUGGUCGACAUUUCUUGCACUAAAAGACCCCCUCAACCUAACAGACUCUCUUCCGUUCUUCUUUAGACAGCUUAAAAGGCGGAGGCAGGAUUUGCCUCCCCAGCGUCUGCAAAAUGUUGAGCUUUACGGUUUCCAGAACAAAGAGCGCCCUGUAGUUAUUGCUUCAGAUUUCCAUUGGCAGGGAAGAAGGGUAUCCAACCCUCAGUGACUUUGGAAGAACUGGGACAUUCCCCCCCCCCCCCCGCCCCAAUAAGGAGCUUGCACAUAAACGUCAUGGCAGACUGGGGAAAGAAUCCGCUCAAGGUGGGGGACUCAGUGGGGUGGGGAAGGAUCAAUAACCAAUGUUCUUAGCAACCAAAUAAUUGCAGGGUCUGUGGAAUUUGGGGUGGGCGGGAGGGUUGUCUUCACUUCAGCAGCGGGGAAGUUUUUGCCAGAGUUAGUUUAUAGUUGUAGCUAGUGCUUUAACGACUGAAAUCUCAGAGGGUGGCUACGAGCUCUGCAGAUCACCCAGCGUUUCAGCAACACUAGGAUUAGUAAUCGAGCUUUCAGUCUUCUAGGGCUAGUUCCUUUCGUUGACAGGUCAGUGGCUGAUCCACUUCUCUGCUUGUGGCUGGCUUAGCUUUGCGAUUUAGUUUCGGAUGGGGACGGAGGAAUCUUUGAAUAUUUACCAUAGGAAUGCUGUACGAGGAGGAAGGAGCUGGGGACUCGGCAGGGCAGGAAAGGAACUGCCAAGGACUGUCUAUAGGACCAUCACGCCGGGUGGUGGCAAGGGACACCAUCCACCAGGCUGAAUCUGGGGACUGAUAGGCGGGUUUACUCUCGGAUGUUUUGGAUUAUCUCUUUUUAAAGAUGUCAAUGGUCCCUCGGCUGCUUUAUCAUAGGAAGGAGACAAGUCCAGAACCUCUAGAAGUGCUGUCCCUGCCCAAUGCAUGCCCUCAGCAACCUGUGUUCUCUGAUGCACACUGACACUUGAAUCACUAGACGUGCAGAGCAUCUGGAACUAACAUUUCUGGAAGGGGACAUGCCCCCAACGUCCCGAGCAGAGAGAUGGCGCUUGGCUGACCCAAUCUCUGACAUCCAAUCUUUAGCGUACAAGUAGGGGUUUGAAAGCAGCCAGUCUCCCCAAGUAGAAAGGACCUGGAGUUCUCAGAGUGGGUCCUCCAAUGGCUUGUUUGCAGCUCCGUCUUCUGCAACUGGCCCAGUACUGUGACAUUCCAGGCCUGGGGAUACCAGGAGAUAUCUCCCAGGUCCGGAGUCUUAGGAAACAAGAGUUUGGGUUUUUUUAAUUCUUCCUCCACAAAAAAUGGUGUUUUUGUCUUAUAACCAAGCCAUUCUGUAGCAGCAA